Molecule: messenger RNA, 2423 nt
Organism: Patiria miniata (bat star)
Lineage: Eukaryota; Metazoa; Echinodermata; Asteroidea; Valvatida; Asterinidae
Exons: 7
Coding region: 289-1764 (491 amino acids)
Cellular component (GO): membrane
Source: RefSeq, a predicted model, not a curated record
AUGGGUGUGCAGUAGCUGUGACUAAUAUUUUUUUGUCCAAGACUAAGGGUAUAACUCACUCAUACGGUGUAACUCGGCACAGCGAUCAUAAUGUCCAGCAGCGGUCGAGUGCGUUGCACGAUAUGGAUAAUAAAAGCAUGAAUCCGGAGGGUAAAAACAUGUGUUGGACUGAUUGAUCGAGCCGGUGCUUUACGGCAACUGGUCUGUGAGAUUGCUAUUCGCAGAGCUGCCGAACAAAUUUGAUCUUCUAUCUGCGAUGUGAUUUUCGGAUACGCUUGAGUUUUCAUCAUGGACUCGAGACACGUUUGGCUCAUCGUCUGGGCUGUACUAAGGGCGUUGGAUCAGCAAUAUUGCCAGGGCGUGGAGACAAAGAGUGUAGUCUGCAAGUUCCAGCGCGACUUCUGCGGCUACCGGCAAGAUGCUACCGACGAUUUCGAUUGGUCCAUGGCCCGCGAGGAAGCUUCUCUAUCUCCGCUAUACAAACCAAAUAAUUACAUUCGCGCUUACCGGAACACAACCCGCCUAAGGCCCGGCAGCCUGGCACGUCUAGUCUCGCCCAUCUAUGAGGUCAUGACCCCGUCCCUGCUUAGUCUCCAAUUCAAGCAUUUUAAAACGGAAGGAGACGGCAGCCGCCUUCGCAUCAGCGUGCAUAGCGCCACCAGGGUGUUUGGGAGUAGACGCGACGACCAGCCGUUCUUUCGACAUGUUGGCGAGCGGCUGAAGGCUGAACUACCUUGGACCACGCUUGAGGGAAAGACUGAUGUUUUCGCGCCAUUUCAGUUGGUGAUAGAGGCUGAGGUUGGGUACUUCGCAAAGAGCAGUGUAGCAGUCGAUGACAUCAUCCUCACGUUAGACUCCUAUCCAGCUCAUCCUCCAACCACAGUGAACGGUUUUCUUCCCGCAGGUUCCGCACUGACGAAUUCGUCCGCAAUCCAACAUGGCGAGGCGAGUGAUGCUCUGACGUCAGGGUCCGGUGUGACGCCGCCAUACGACGCAGGGGGCCAGCAGAAUAGCAAAGAUGGCGUGCACGCUAAGGAGUCGGAAGAUGAGGGCGUCUCACUAUGCUUCAUUCUGGCACUGACGUCAUCCAGCCUGCUUGUCAUUGUUCUCGUCAUCUUCAUGCUUGUCAUCCUGUCGCUUAACAGAAAGAGGAGGCGAUACCGCAGGUUCAAUUUUAGCCACGACUACGAGGAAAUCAAAAACAAAGAGGCCUACAACAAAACCACUUCCGUGUCGGCAAUGGCCAUCAUGAAAGAGCGCCCUCAACCCCGCCUGGCCUACCACAACCGACACACCAGCUUCUCGCGCAUCCAGAGCCUGUCCAGCUGUCUGUCCCGACUGAGCAUGCGCGACAGUAGUCUCCACUCCAGCAUCUACGCCGAGAUCACCGAGGCGGACCUGGACAUGGACGGCGACAUGUCGGACGGGGGUAUCGGCAACUGUACGACACUGACCACGACAUGCACGGGGACAUGGGACAUCUGUGACAGCAGCAGCAGCAGUGGCAGUGACAUCACGCUCGCCGGGGGGUCUUACGUCACAGCGUCCUCCAUUAACAAACUCUACCCAAGUCUGAGCGAUGAGGGCAGCAUAAGCCAGAACGACAGCGGCUGGGUCGAGAACAUCAUCUACGAGCGGACCUCCGAUAUAAGUAGUCUUGGCUCGACCUGCGAACGUUUCGGCACGGGCAGUGCCUUGAAAGAACUCGGCUGCCACAAAACGGCGGCUGGUUUCAAGUCUAGACAGCGAGUGCACACGCUAUAGCCGUCAUGGUUUCCUGUGUUAAUUGUGAACAUAACAAAACUUUGUAAAAAUGAAAAUAUGAGAUUUAUUGUAUAAUACAUAAUGCUCUUUAAAAAGAGCUUGGACUAUUUCCAAGUUUUACUUGAUAAAUUGGAAUUAACGUUGUAAAUGUUUGCAUGUCGCUGAAAAACGUCCUUUGCACACAUGAGACCUUUUAAAAAUUAAAUUGAUUAUAAAGACUACACACCCCUAUGUUAGAGGGCGAUGUCACUCUAAAGUGAUCAGUAUAUAUCAGUGUAUAUGCAAUCCUUAAGACUUGUAUUUCAAAACGAAACAGCAUUGUGAUUCAUUAAUAAAUAAAUGGAAUUUUAAAUAAGGUCAUUUUCAGGGGGUUUUCGGUGACAGAUCUAUCUUUUCAAUUGGAACAAAAACCACAACCAAAUGAAAACAUAAUUGAUGUUAACUUUCGAUGGAGACUAAAAACGUGUAAUGUCUGAAUUCCAAUCCCGUUGGCGACAUAGUUUCCUUUUGGCAAACGGGAAACUCAACAGAUAUUUUUGUCGAAAACCUGUGCGCGGUUCUAAAGCAUCAGGGUUUACCAAAGGCCACGACAUAUUUCUCUUUCUUUGUAAUCCGACAAAAAGCCAUUCCGAAUAACAAAAGGCGCCCGCCACAAAGGA